CGCUGGCGUGGUGGCCGCCGAGUAGCAUGCUUGUCGAAGCAGAGUGCGUCGCCGGUGUGGAGGGGAUCUUGUCCAGCAAUGAGGAGGUGUGCUGCAUCGCGGCGUGCGGCAUGUGCGGCGGGUCGGGCUGCUCCGACGUAGAAGGCACAGACGGGGGGUCAGACUGCUGCGUGGACGACAUCUUGGACAGCGACGUCACGUGCGGGGUCGACGACGGGGUGGCCCCGUGCAUCGUCGACCCCGACAUCAUCACCACCCCGUCGGCGACAGAAGCGGCCACGCCGGCGCCGGCUCCGACGGCCGUGGAAGCGGCCACGCCGGCGCCGGCUGCGCCAGCGGCGGGAACGGCGCCUCCGUCGAUGACGACGACGGCCCCGGGGCAAACGGCGCCGGUGACUACUACUACUAUCGCACCGAGCAGCACCUCGCCGACGGAAAGCUUGACGGCCACCGCGCAGCCCGCGGCGGCGCCGGUGGUGGUGGCCGCGCCCAGCGCCCAGCCCUCGGUCGCGACGCCGACGGCGGCGGUCGCGACCGCUUCGCCGGUGGCGGGCUCGUUCACUCCAGUUGCUCCGGUCGCAGGCGCCUCUUCAUACUGCGAGAACGGCUACCCGGGGUGGCAGAGUAACGAAGCUUGUUGCUCCGAGUUCUGCGGGCAGUGUGGCGGCUCGGGGUGCGGGGAACUCGGGUCGGCCACCUGCUGCUACGACAACAUCAUCAGCGCGGGGCUGGUCUGCGGCGUCGACGUCCUGGAAGCCCCGUGCAUCAUUAUCAACUACACGCCGGCCCCCCUCGCGGAAGGCGUGACGGCCCCGGCCACCGCCGCUCCCGCGACAGCGGCUCCCUUUACGGUGUCUCCGGGCACGGCGGCUCCCGUACCUGCGGCACCGGCGGCGGAGACGGAAGCGCCGUCGACUCCGGCUCCUGUUGCGACGGAGUCCCCGGUGUCGCGGGGCGACGUCGGCGUGCCGACGCCGUCUCCUGGGGGGUCGGAGGCGCCGCAAGAGUCGGUGCCGCCGUCCGUUACGCCGCCGGUGGGGGGAGCGGUGGGGACGACUCCAGCUCCCAGCGCUCCAGAGUGUGACGACGGCAUCGAAGGCUUUCGUCACGGAGUCGCGUGCUGCUCGGUCUCGUGCGGCCAGUGCGGCGGGGCGGGGUGCGAGAACCUCGAGGGAGGCGCGUCGGAGUGCUGCUCGCACGACGUCCUCGCCACCAACAAUUUGUGCAGCGAGUCGGGGGUGGCGCCGUGUGUCCUAGGCCCGGUGAGCCAAGUGGAUGGGGCUGCCGACGCCGAUACGACCACGAGCUCAGGGGAGGCCGCGAACAGGAUAGCGGGGGGGGGGAGAGGAGUACGAGUGUUGUUGGUGCUGCCUUGGGCUGUUUCCGCGCUGAUAAACACGGCGGGCUUUCGUCUGUACAACUAUUAGCGAACUGAUGAUGUCUUCUGUCGCGGGAGUAGAGGGGGGAGGCGUUGUCAUUUUUUUGGCUGUACAAGUAGCUGUAAGAGGCUGGAUGGAUGAUGCGAGAGCGGAGCUGAACCAGUCCAACAUUGCGAGGAGGGGCCUUGGUGUCUUCUGUUUUACUUGCUAUGAGCGUUUUAUCGUUUUGUGUGUGUCGUGCGGUGCCUGUUGAGGGG
Ectocarpus sp. CCAP 1310/34 is the source of this 1636-nucleotide messenger RNA. The record is from the annotation of a GenBank genome assembly. NCBI's taxonomy places the organism in Eukaryota, Phaeophyceae, Ectocarpales, Ectocarpaceae.